AUGGAGUGUAUAUAUAUAUAUAUAUAUAUAUAUUCACUUGAGUGUUGGCACUAACAUAAUAACUUUGAUUGGUUCCGUGUUUCAACUGAGAAAAUGUUGAGAAGAAUUGCAUCAAUUUUGUUGAUUGGAAUUUUGGGUUUAGCAUAUGAAGCCAUUAAACCUCCACCCCCAAGAACAUGUGGUUCACCAGGUGGUCCACCCAUAACAGCACCAAGGAUAAAGCUGAGAGAUGGAAGACAUUUGGCCUACAAAGAACAUGGUGUUCCAAGACAAUUAGCUAGCAAGAAGAUUGUAUUCUUACAUGGGUUUGGUUCUUCUAGACAUGAUGCAGUGAUUGCAACAAACCUACCUAAGGGGUUGCUUGAAGAAUUGGGAGUAUAUGUUGUGUCAAUUGAUAGACCAGGGUAUGGAGAAAGUGAUGCUGAUCCAAAAAGAAGUGUAAAGAGUUUGGCUCUUGAUAUUGAGGAACUUGCAGAUAAGCUGGAAUUGGGAUCUAAGUUUUAUGUCAUGGGAUUUUCAAUGGGUGGACAAGCUGUUUGGGGUUGCCUCAAAUUCAUUCCUCACAGACUUGCUGGGGCAACAUUGAUGACUCCAGUAGUAAAUUACUGGUGGCAUGGGCUUCCUUACAACAUGUCCACACAGGCCUAUUAUGAGCAACCUAUACAAGACCAAUGGGCACUUCGAGUUGCUCAUUAUGUUCCAUGGCUUACAUUCUGGUGGUUCACUCAAAACUGGUUUCCUACAUCAAGUGUAGUAAAAGGCAAUUCUGCUGUUUUGUCUCCCCAAGAUUUAUCAAUUGUUUUCAACAUGUCUGUUAACAAAGAACAUCGGUCACAAGUGAAACAACAAGGUGAGCAUGAAUCUAUAUGCCGUGACACGAUAAUUGGAUUUGGAACUUGGGAUUUUGAUCCACUUGAUCUUGACAACCCUUUUUCAGAUAAUACAAUCAAAGUUCAUCUAUGGCAAGGUGCUGAUGAUAAGCUAGUCCCCGCUACGCUGCAACGAUAUAUUGUUCAAAAACUUCCGUGGAUUCAAUACCAUGAAUUGCAAGGUGCUGGUCACUUGUUUCCAAAUGUCGAGGAAGUGAGUGCAGAGAUCCUCAAAACACAGUUGAUGGAUACGAAAUAGUGCACGAAGUUAAGCUACCGUUGUUAAUUUUGGUAUUUAGUGUUUUGCGCCCUUAAAAGUGCAAAUUGGAAGUGACAUUUUACUAUUAACAUUUACCAAAAUUUGAAACAAACAUAUGUACUAAAGUUCAACUUACCUAUACAUUUAUAAUCCAGUAUUGCAUACACAA
Messenger RNA from Medicago truncatula (barrel medic), 1297 nucleotides. RefSeq lists its product as uncharacterized. The record is from RefSeq and is a predicted model, not a curated record. The coding region runs from base 94 to 1128 and encodes 344 amino acids. NCBI's taxonomy places the organism in Eukaryota, Viridiplantae, Streptophyta, Magnoliopsida, Fabales, Fabaceae. The transcript has 4 exons.